Molecule: messenger RNA, 1597 nt
Organism: Bemisia tabaci
Lineage: Eukaryota; Metazoa; Arthropoda; Insecta; Hemiptera; Aleyrodidae
Source: RefSeq, a predicted model, not a curated record
UUUAAAGCGCCCAAUUAAAUCUCGAUCUUGAGAGGCUACGAUGGGCAGAACUGAGGGGGAGCCGGGGGGUUGCCCCCUUCCAAAAAUCUGUCCGGCCCUCUCCAGGAAAUGUGAGGGAUUCUUCUAAAUAAGGGCGUGACUCAGUCAUUGGCGACGAGUGUGAUUUCGGACGAGAUCAGUGACUUGGAAAAAGAUGCUGAUCAGCGUAUGAAGAAAUGCGUGGAGGCGCUCGUGGCCCAGAUGGCCAAGGUACGGACCGGGCGGGCUUGCCCGAGUUUGCUUGAAGGAAUUCAGGUAGAUUGCUACGGGGGCCACUCGCCGCUGCGGCAGGUGGGCAACACGGUGGCCGAAGACGCCCGGACACUGGCGAUAACGGUGUACGACCCGUCGGUGGCGCCGGCCGUGGAGAAGGCCAUCCUCAACUCGGGUCUCGGGCUCAACCCUUCGAGGGCCGGCGCCGUGGUUCGCGUUCCUGUCCCGCCGCUCACCGAGGACCGACGCCGGGACCUCGUCAAAGUCGUCAAAGCGGAGGCCGAGCAGGCCCGGGUCUCCAUCCGCGCCGUCCGCCGGGACGUCAACGUCAAAGUCAAACGCCUCCUCAAAGACAAGGAGAUCAGCGAGGAUGAUGAGCGACGAUCCCACGAUCAUGUUCAGAAGCUCGCCAAUGCUGCGAUUAAGAAAGUCGAUGCUGCUCUCAAGGAUAAGGAAUCCGAACUCUUGACCACUUAAAGAACUUCCUUUUUGCUGUGUUAGUUGAAUUUUUUGGGACGUCCAGGAGCCGUUCAUAAAACACGUAUCACUUUAGGGUGAGGGGAGGGGGUGAGCUUACGUCAAAGGAGCAUUGUUUCGUACUAGAGGGGUUAUUAUCAUCGUGGCUCCUCAAAUGGCUUCUUUUCUCAGGGCGGCCCCGAACUGAUUACACUGACAUUUCUGCUUCAAUCCCAUCCUCCCACCUGGAUAUUAGACAAGAUAACUUUGUAAGAGAUCACAAUGAUGUGUCACUACAUAAAUUACAAAAUACGAGUUUUGAUUAUUUUAAGGAAGGUCCGUAGCCUUCCUUAAAUUUUGUCAACAUCAUGAUAAUUUUUCUCGUAAUCUUCUUGUAUCCUCACUUUGAUCUUUUGCAAGGAUCUAUUUUUGAAGUUGUACUAAAUUUAACUGAAAGUGCGUUAAAAAUGUCCCAUUUAUAAUUAUAAUGGCAGUGUGUUCUAAUUUGACGUUCUCCGAUGGGAAGGAGUGACUAUGAAUACAGUCUUCAGACUAAGAAAGAGUUUAUAAGAUCGGGAGAAAGUGCCUACAAAUGCUCGCAUAUGCAAUCAGCAGUAUUUGGCAGAAUAAGUUGCUUGUCAGAGGAAUUGAAGGCGUUUUGGUGUUACCGAAGUCUCACAGUCCUUCUGUCCUUCUCAUGGUUACUGCGACGAGACGAGGUGAGGUUGUUUCAAAGUUUUUUUAUCUUCUUUGCAGUGAGUCUUUGGAGCAAGUCCUUCAUCUCGUGCUGUUUGAAAUCUAAAUGCAGGAAUUGUAGAUUGUUUCUUUUUGUUCAUUUGUAAUCAUUUAUGACAUUUUUUAAAUACAUUUUUAUCUACCUAUUUUUUAA